Maylandia zebra (zebra mbuna) is the source of this 4047-nucleotide messenger RNA. Its product is annotated as neurabin-2. Gene Ontology annotation, biological process: neuron projection development; calcium-mediated signaling; actin filament organization. Gene Ontology annotation, molecular function: actin filament binding. NCBI's taxonomy places the organism in Eukaryota, Metazoa, Chordata, Actinopteri, Cichliformes, Cichlidae. The record is from RefSeq and is a predicted model, not a curated record. Gene Ontology annotation, cellular component: actin cytoskeleton; dendrite; postsynaptic density.
AGGAAAACAGAUGAUGUGAGGGGGGAGGAGAAGGAGGAGCAGAGAGGAGGCAGGCACUCAGUCUGCUUUGCUUCGCAGGAGGAAUCGGCAGCAACAGAAGGACAAUGGACAGCGUUCACCGCGGGUCCUAACGAGCACCGGGCAGCUUCAUCAAGCUGGAAUACAAGGAGGUGAAUGUCAGACAGCUCCAGGAUGCUGCCCCCCUCAUUCAUGCCAACCUGCUAUUCACCACGGGACAUUUGACUCACCAAACAUGAUGAAGACUGAGCCUCCGUCGGCCACGGGAGGCAACGGGGCCUCCGGUGGGAGCAACGGGAGCUCUAAUCUGCGAAGUCCGUCUCCCCACCGCAAUGCCUACGAGGCAGGUCUUGCGGCGCUGAAGAAGGCCACAGACCACCUCAACAAUGCCGCCAAUGGAGGCGCUGACCCUGCCUCAAAACCCGCUCCUCUGCCCCGGCCUACUGGGAGGGGCCGGAAAUAUGGCUCAAAUGUUCACCGUAUCAAGAACAUGUUCAUGCAGAUGCAGUCUCCCGGCGAUGAAGAGGAUGGAGCCAAAAUGAUUGUAGGUAAGGAACAGGCAGUGAAACUGUCCCUGCCGAGGGUAUCCAGCCUCAAUGAGCACGUCGACCACAGCGCCCUGCUGAAACUUGGGGGCACGGUCUCUGAAAGGGUCAACCGUUUUGACUCUAAAGUUGGUAGGGAGGGCAGUGGCUCAUCUGUGGGCUUGUCCAAGCUCCAGGAGACCAGGAGGAUCUUUGAGCAGCGGACUCUGCAGGAGAAACAAGCUGCCACUAACCGCAUCUUGCUGAAGAAAGAGCGGGCGUCAGGCUUCCAGGGCAGCCGUCUAGAUGUUGUGGCUCGCUUUAAUGGGUCCACCGAAGCUCUGGACCGGCUAGAUGAUCCCCCUGUUCCCACCCCUCCUUCUAUUUCGUCUACUGCAGCUUUAGCCGGGCCAGGCGAGGCCGUCAGUCCCACUGUGAGCCAGCUCAGCGCCGCAUUCGAAAAGGGUGACCUGCAAAACAAUCUCUACCUCCCCCAGCGUCGGUCAGCCCCUGCUUUGGCACCAAAACCCAAACCUCCACCCAGGGUGGAAGCAGCAGACAGGAAGACAAAGGUGAUACCUGCAGAUAAGGACGAGAAAGAUGAGGUAAAAGCAGGAGUUAUAAGUAACCAGGCAGCAGAGCUACAUGAAGAAACGGGUUCUCUAGAAAGGAACAUGGAGGGAGCCGCGACCAAUGAAGAGAAGGAUGCAUUUGGACUGUCGGGGGACCAGCUCUCCAACUCUUCCUAUUCCUCCUCUUCCUCAGUGACUGUCACUUCCAUCUCCUCUUCAUCGGAGGCCAAACCAGAGCCGGCAGCAACUGAGGCCAAGGGUUCGAGUACAGAGGAAGCCUCUGGGCUGCAGCCACAGUCUGGCGAUCAGGACAGCGCCACUGCGGGAUCUGAGGCCGCGGGUAGGCUGGUGCAAGCUGAGGUUCAUGCCUCGCUGGAAAAUGGAGAGAAAGAGCCUCCAUCUUCCUCUCCUUCAUCGGAGGAGAAAGAAGAGGACUCUGAGGAGAGGGCCAAAGAAGAUGAGAAUGACGAGGAUGGUUCAAGGAAGGAGGAUUAUUCUGAGGGAGAUCUGAUAGAUAUCAGCGCAUACAGCGGGCUUGGGGAGGAGGACUCUGGGGGAAGCCAGCUGGACGAUGAGGACGACGAAGACGAGGAGGAGGCAUAUCAGCCAGAGUCCAGCUGCUCAGAAAUCCCUGGCCUUCCUGAGGAAGAGGAGCCUCCGCCACCCAGUAGAAAGAUUCGCUUCAGCACUCAGCCAAUCAGAGUCUUUACCACCUACUCUAAUGAAGAUUACGACCGACGUAAUGAUGACGUUGACCCCAUGGCAGCGUCAGCUGAGUACGAGCUGGAGAAGAGGGUCGAAAAGUUGGACCUGUUUCCCGUCGAGCUGGAGAAAGACAGUGACGGCCUCGGUAUCAGUAUCAUUGGUAUGGGUGCAGGAGCUGAUAUGGGCCUGGAGAAGCUGGGGAUCUUUGUUAAGACGGUCACUGAGGGCGGAGCUGCGCAGAGAGACGGCAGGAUCCAGGUGAAUGACCUCAUAGUGGAGGUUGAUGGGACCAGCCUGGUUGGUGUUACUCAGAGCUUUGCUGCCACUGUCCUCCGCAAUACCACCGGCAAAGUCAGGUUUGUGAUUGGCCGGGAGAAGCCGGGGGAACAGAGUGAAGUGGCUCAGCUGAUCCAGCAGACUCUGGAACAGGAGAGGUGGCAGAGAGAGAUGAUGGAGCAGAGAUACAAACAGUACAUGGAUGAUGAUGAGGAGACAGGUGAAUAUGCGACAGACGAGGAGGAGGAGAUGAGUCCGAUGUUUCCGAACUCGAUAGAGGUUUUCGAUCUGGCAGAAAACCAGGAAAUGCUGUCGCCUGUGGAGCUGGACCCAGAGAAACUGGCCCACAAGUUCAAAGAGCUCCAGAUUAAACAUGCAGUAACCCAGGCUGAGAUCCAGCUGCUCAAGAGGAAGCUGGCUCACGCAGAGCAGGAUAAGUUGCGUUGGCGGAUGGAGCGUGCUCAGUUGGAGCAAAAUAUCCGGGACAGUAAAGAGAGGAUGGAAAAACUUGAGGGCUACUGGAUGGAGGCACAGUCUCUAUGUAAGGCUGUGGAUGAACACCUGAAGGAAACUCAGGCUCAGUAUCAAACCCUGGAGAGGAAAUACAGCAAAGCCAAGAGGCUGAUCAAAGAAUACCAGCAGAAGGAGAUCGAGUACCUGAAGAAAGAGACUGCUCAGCGUCGGGCACAAGAGGAGAGCGAGGCAACACACAAAGAGGAGACAGACAACCUGCAGGAAAAGAUUACAGACUUGGAGACCAAAGUGGAUGCCUUGAAGACCCCCAAUCCCUCCUAGACUGCUGCUACUUCCUGCCUCCUGUCUGCGACUGAAGGAGGAGGAGCUCCCCCAUCCUCCCCCAUCAUCCUACCGCAGGGGGGCUGUAAUUUAUUCCAAUCAACCAUUCACUGCAACGGACAGGUAGCAGAGGAGGGAAAAAAUCCCAGCAAGUAGAAGAGAGGACCUCUCAUGUGGCAUCUGCCAGUGGCUUAGUGCUCCGUCAGUCAACAACAAAUCCCAGAAUGCACCUUCUGUCAUAUCCAGAAUCCUCCUUUUGUGUCUUCCUGGCAACUGGCUUGGCAUUCAACCCGGAAACCAUAUUCAGCAACUCAGUUUGUAGACGAUGUGUUUUCUCCUCUCUUUAGCAGCAUCUUACCCAGGUUCUGUGAAUAAAUCCGAUUUAUUAAAAACAAAAGGCGCUUUUAAUAACCAGGCUCGUCACAAAGUGCUUUAUAGAGCGACAGAGGGAAUGAAGCAGAGCAAAAGGGACAAAAGGACUGCUGUUAUACGACCUUUGAGAGAAGAGGACGAGCGUGUUCUCUGCCCGUGGCGAUGCUCGUUUUCAUCUGAAACUACCAGGAGAAGCGGUGACCUUAUUUUUAGAGACACGACACCUUUCAAGAAGUGGAACCUCGGUAGUAAGACUCGACAAAACUCUGAUGGCCACCGCACCGCCCAUUAGCGAAGUAAUAAAAACUAUGGAGCAAGAUGGCCUCCGUGUUUCAAAACUGUCAAAGCCCAGCUUUUUGCUUUCUUUUUUCUGACCUAACUCUCUGCAAACGGUGGUAUUAGUAAAGAAGAAGUGUGCGUUUCAGGUCUGAACUACGUGGCGUAAUGUUUGUAUAUAUUCUAUACAUUUAUUUAAAAGUGUUAAAGUGGCUUAAGCAAUUAGAUGGAUCUGGAAUCUAAGAGUGAGGCGGUGACGCCUUACUGUGGAGGGAAUGGUUCAGUAGUCCUCAGUCUGUUUCAUCUCUUUUCUCUCAGCAUCAAUGGCAAACAGGGUGUGAAUAGUCUAAUUUGUGCUUGUAGAACUUCUAAUUGUGUAUAUCUGUUGGUGUUUACUAUAUACUCUGUGGGUUUACAUGCACACAAACCUGCUUUCAGGUCAGCCGUGCACUAUAUUCUCACGUGUAGGAAGGCUUCCUUUCUCGUUUUAGAAUAUACUCUUAGCUCGC